GGACAGCGUCGCUCGCGGACGGCCGAGCCCGAGGCCCGCCACCCUGCGGCUGCUACCCUCCCGCCGCGCGGCCCCUGUUCCCCGCGAGCACGGCCGCGGUGCCGGCCAUGGAGUAAGGAGGAGGCGGCGUGGGAAGAGGAAGAUGGCGGCGGGCAAGAGCGGCGGCGGCGCUGGGCAGGCUGCUUUUCUGGAAGCUUUGGCUAGAUCAGAAUCUAAGAGAGAUGGAGGUUUUAAAAAUAAUUGGAGCUUUGAUCAUGAAGAAGAAAGUGAAGGAGAUGCAGAUAAAGAUGGGGCAAAUCUACUCAGUGUAGAAGAUGAGGACUCUGAAACCUCAAAAGGAAAAAAGUUACAUCGGAGGUCUGAGAUUGUUGCUACUAGCUCUGGUGAUUUCAUCUUGAAGACCUAUGUAAGACGAAACAAGACUGACAGUUUUAAAACUUUGAAAGGCAACCCGAUUGGACUUAACAUGUUAAGCAACAAUAAAAAACUGAGUGAAAAUACACCAGCUGCAGCGAUAUGCUCUGGAACCGUAGUUCAUGGCAGGCGCUUCCAUCAUGCUCAUGCACAGAUACCAGGCGUCAAAACAGCAGCUCAGAGCAAUCAGGACCGCAAAGAAAGGAAAGAAUAUCCACCUCAUGUCCAAAAAGCUGAAAACAACCCUGUAAUGUUAAGUCAUGUCCAAGGUGUAGAUCGUAUAAUGAAGAAAACAGAAGAGUCGGAAUCAUAUAUAGAGCCUGAAAUUAAGAGGAAAGUACAGCAGAAACGGCACUGUAGUACCUAUCAGCUAUCUCCACUUUCCCCUGCUUCAAAGAAGUGUUUGACCCAUUUAGAGGUAUCUGAACAGCGUGAAUGUUGCCCAAAAUGUGGAAAAGAAAAAGAAAAUCAGACCAAAUGCCAAAGUUGUGGUAUUGUUUUUCAUAAUGAUUUGCAAAGAAAUUGCAGACAAGCUAUAACUUUGCAUGAAUCCACUGGACCUUUACUAAGAACGUCAAUUCAUCAGAAUUCUGGAGGACAGAAGUCACAAACCACAGGAUUAACAGCCAAGAAGUUUUAUGGUAACAGUGUGGAGAAGAUUCCAAUAGAUAUUUUAGUGACUUGUGAUGCUAGUAGACAUAAUUACAUCCAGACUAAUGGAAAAGUCAUUCUACCUGGAGGAAAAAUACCUAAAUUCAUAAACCCGAAAGAACGAAAGACAAGCUUGUCAGAUCUGAAUGAUCCAAUCAUUUUGUCCAGUGAUGACGAUGAUGAUGAGAGGACUAGCAGAAGAGAGAGCAUAUCUCCACAGCCUGCAGACUCCGCGUGUUCUUCCCCAGCGCCAUCGACGGGAAAAGUAGAAGCUGCACUAAAUGCAAAUAUUUGCAGAACAGAGCAGGAAUCUAGAAGCAACCCAGCAGAUUCGGAGUUAAACACAGUUGUCAUACCAAGAAAAGCAAGAAUGAAGGACCAGCUCGGUAAUCCCAUCAGCACACCUCUAAAACGUCGCAAAAUAAACACUUAUGGAACUUUAAUUCACUCUGUGUCACUGUCACCUACCCCAAACUUUGGAAGUGUCAUUUUAAACUGCCGAAGUAUACGAGUUGGAACGCACUUCCGACUAUUGGUAGAGCCUGUAAUUUUUUCUUUAGAGGCAAUCAAGAUACAGCUAGAUGGACCAGAUAGUGAUCCUGUAGAGAUUAUUUUAAAUACCUCUGAUCUAACUAAAUGUGAAUGGUGUAAUGUCCGGAAAUUACCAGUAGUGUUCCUCCAGGCAAUACCAUCAGUUUAUCAAAAGCUGAGCAUGCAGCUGCAAGUGAAUAAAGAAGAUAAAGCUUGGAAUGAUUGUAAAGGAAUGAACAGGUUAACAAGUUUAGAAGAACAGUACAUUAUUUUAAUUUUUCAAACUGGCCUUGAUCCUCAGGCAAAUGUGGUCUUUGAAAGUAUCAUUACUGACAUUGGUAUAAAGAAUAAUGUUUGCAACUUUUUUGCGAAAAUUCCUUUUGAAGAAGCCAAUAGCAGACUUGUUGCCUGUACAAGAAGCUAUGAAGAAAGCAUCAAAGGAAAUUGUGUGCAAAAAGAGAACAAAGUGAAAACUGUGUCCUUUGAAUCUAAAAUACAGCUCAGAAGCAAACAAGAAUUGCAGUUUUUUGAUGAUGAGGAAGAAACCGGAGAGAGCCACACUAUCUUCAUUGGCCCUGUAGAAAAAUUGAUAGUGUAUCCACCACCUCCAGCUAAGGGAGGCAUCUCUGUUACUAAUGAGGACCUGCACUGUCUAAGUGAAGGAGAGUUUUUAAAUGAUGUUAUUAUCGACUUUUAUUUGAAAUACUUGGUGCUUGAAAAACUGAGGAAAGAAGAUGCUGACCGAAUUCAUAUAUUCAGUUCUUUUUUCUAUAAACGCCUUAAUCAGAGAGAGAGAAGAAAUGCUGAGACAACUAACCUAUCAAUACAACAAAAACGUCAUGGGAGAGUAAAAACAUGGACCCGGCAUGUAGAUAUUUUUGAGAAGGAUUUUAUUUUUGUACCCCUUAAUGAAGCUGCACACUGGUUUUUGGCUGUUGUUUGUUUCCCUGGUUUGGAAAAACCAAAAUAUGAACCUAACCCCCAUUACCAUGAAAAUGCAGUUGUGCAAAGAAGUUCAGCUGCAGAGGACAGUUGUGUUUCUUCUGCCAGUGAAAUGGACAGUUGUUCACAGAACUCUUCUGCCAAGCCUGUGAUUAAGAAGAUGCUAAACAGAAAGCAUUGCUUAACUGUAACUGAGUCCAGUGCUGGACAGGAAGAAAGUGAGCCUUGUUAUCGGAGAAACACAUACAGUGUGAAAUGUAGUGUGAAAAAAAAAAACCAUGCUGUAAGUGAAAACGAAGAAUCAAGUGAUGGAAAAUCUUCAUGCCAGGAAGUUAUUGAUAGAGCUAAAAGUGAGAAUGGCCUACAGGAUGAAUGUUUAAAUUCUAUACAUCAUCCAGAUGCCUUAAGCAAAAUCAGACUAAACUACGGUGAUCAGUCAGCUGAAGGUGGCAAAAUGCUGGAAGAUGAACUCAUUGACUUCUCAGAGGAUCAGGAUGAGCCGGAUGAUAGCAGCGAUGAUGGACUCCUUGCUGAUGAAAACUACAAUUCAGAAAUAGGACAGUGGCAUUUAAAACCUCUUGUCUGUAAACAACCUUGUAUCCUCCUUAUGGACUCACUUAGAGGCCCUUCUCGGUCAAAUGUUGUCAAAAUUCUAAGAGAGUAUUUAGAAGUGGAAUGGGAGGUUAAAAAAGGAAGCAAAAGAAGUUUUUCCAAAGAUGUUAUGAGGGGUUCCAACCCCAAAGUUCCACAGCAGAACAACUUCAGCGACUGUGGCGUAUACAUACUGCAGUAUGUAGAGAGCUUUUUUGAGAAUCCAAUACUAAGUUUUGAGCUCCCUAUGAAUUUGGUGAACUGGUUUCCUCCCCCCAGAAUGAAAACAAAAAGAGAAGAAAUCCGAAACAUAAUUCUGAAAUUGCAGGAAGAGCAGAGUAAAGAGAAGAAGCUGCUGAAGGACACUUUCUCAGCAGAAACAUCCGCAGGGGAAGGAGCAGAGCAGUAUGCCAGCAGUGUCUCAGAGUGACCAGGAAGCUGGGGCUCUAGCUUCAGAAAUCACAUGGCAUUCAACUUUGGUUAUAGACAGUAAAGAGCCAAAGUGCUCACUACUCAGAGAUUUGGGGAGGGUUAAUGCUGUAAAAAUGUCACAUAAGUAAUUUCCAAAGGAUUAUGUAUUAAGUAAAAGUCUGUAAAUAUGUUAAUGAGGCCAAUUUUUCCAACAUUUAUAAUUAUUUUUUUCACUUUUAGGAAACCUUUGUUAUGUAUUUUCUGUUAAUAAUACUAAAACUGCAACUUCUAAACACAAAUAAACUAUUUAUAGGAGGAAACGAUUAAUUUGA
Messenger RNA from Alexandromys fortis (reed vole), 3872 nucleotides. It is a transcript of the gene Senp6, whose product is annotated as SUMO specific peptidase 6. The coding region runs from base 143 to 3559 and encodes 1138 amino acids. Gene Ontology annotation, cellular component: nucleus; cytoplasm. Gene Ontology annotation, molecular function: SUMO-specific endopeptidase activity. Gene Ontology annotation, biological process: regulation of spindle assembly; protein desumoylation; proteolysis. The record is from RefSeq and is a predicted model, not a curated record. The transcript has 24 exons. Lineage: Eukaryota; Metazoa; Chordata; Mammalia; Rodentia; Cricetidae.